This is a messenger RNA of Acytostelium subglobosum LB1, 228 nucleotides long. RefSeq lists its product as hypothetical. Lineage: Eukaryota; Evosea; Eumycetozoa; Acytosteliales; Acytosteliaceae. The record is from RefSeq and is a predicted model, not a curated record. The transcript is spliced from 3 exons. The coding region runs from base 1 to 228 and encodes 75 amino acids.
AUGGCUAAGUUUGAUCCAUCUUUGAUCCCUUUGUUCAUCAUCCUUGGAACUGCUGGAGCAUUCACAGUUGGUUUUGGAUACAGGAAGAUGACCACCGACAAUGAUAUUAGUGUAACCAGAAAGGGACAGAUGCUCUGGGCCAGCUUUGACAACCCCAAGCUGAUCGAAAGGAAAACAUCGACUGGCUUCUACAACCAGAUUGACAAGGGACUCUACCUUCGCAAGUAA